Messenger RNA from Diabrotica virgifera virgifera (western corn rootworm), 1230 nucleotides. RefSeq lists its product as uncharacterized. The record is from RefSeq and is a predicted model, not a curated record. Gene Ontology annotation, molecular function: catalytic activity. The transcript has a single exon. Bases 1 to 1230 code for a protein of 409 amino acids. Lineage: Eukaryota; Metazoa; Arthropoda; Insecta; Coleoptera; Chrysomelidae.
AUGACAGGGAUUCACAUAAACUUUCAGAAUUGUAGGGGACUGAACACGAAAACUGCGGAAUUCUAUAAAAAUUGCUUGGAAGGUAAUUAUGAUGUAGUAGUAGCUGUAGAAACAUGGCUUCGGGAGGAUAUGGUUGAUGGAGAACUAAUUGAUAUAAAUGUAUUUAACUUAUUGAGAUCUGACAGAAACCAGGAGAUUUCUGGCAAAACUAAGGGAGGAGGAGUAUUAAUGGUAAUAAAAAAGGAGCAUAAGAUUUUAAAAGUAACACAACAUUGUUCAUCUUUUGAAAUUUUGGUUGCGGAUUUAAAAAUUAAUAACAAAUUAAGUAUAAAAUUAAUUGGAGUGUAUAUUCCACCAGAUUGUAAAUUACAUGACUAUGCGAAUUGCUUCGAAUUAUUACAAACACAUAUUACUGAUAUUAAUAACACGUUUAUUUUUGGCGACUUCAAUAUUGCAGAAAUUAAAGGAACCGAAAAUCUAGAUUUUACUAAUGGAAGUGCUAAGUUUAAAAGUAUGAUUGAGUUUUUAAAUUUUAAUUCAUUUUGGCUUUAUAACAAUGUAAAAAACUGGCAGGGCAAAACUUUAGAUCAAGUAGUAGCAUCUGCAGAUAAUAUAAAUAGUUGUAAGGUAUGUCAAGAGCAGUUACCGUUAGUAAAGGAAGAUAGAUUACAUCCAUCUCUGGAAAUUCAACUUUCAUUUACAGUAUCAAGUUUUAGACAAACAGAUAAGUUAGUUGGUAAUAGAUUUAAUUUUAAAAAAGCAAAUUUUGAUUUGAUGUGUGAUUUGAUGAGAAAUAUGACGUGGGAAGAUGUAACAGAGGAAAUAGAGGUAGAUAAAGCUCUAGAUAUCUUUUACUCAAAAGUACUUAAUAUAUUUGAAGGAUCUGUACCACAAUAUAAUAUUUACAAGAAUUAUUCUAAUUUCCCGAAAUGGUUUACGCCUGAUAUCAAAAAGUUGCUCAAACAAAAAAAUAAUUUUAGAGAGUUAAGACAUGUUUCAAUUUAUUUUAACAAUCAAUUUAUAGAGACCAGAAAAAAACUUAAAUCAUUAAUUAACAUAGAGCACAGGAAAUAUAUACGGCAAAUUGAGGAAAAUAUAGAAAAUGAGUUUAACAAUUUCUGGAAUUUCAUUAAUAAUAAGUCUAAUCAAACAGAAAUAUUUUAUUUUGGGGGUAAAGAAAUAAAUCAGAGUGAUACUGCUAAUAGCCUAAGAGCUGUGAGACAUUUUUGA